This is a messenger RNA of Linum trigynum, 2144 nucleotides long. The record is from the annotation of a GenBank genome assembly. NCBI's taxonomy places the organism in Eukaryota, Viridiplantae, Streptophyta, Magnoliopsida, Malpighiales, Linaceae.
AUUAAUGCAAUAUUGGUUACUGACUGGAGUUGGGGGUGGGUAGAAAUGGGUGAAGGUGGUUGGACACGAGGUUAGAAUAUUAACACCCAACCAAAUCUAAAAGCAAACCUCAUUGGUGUAAAGAUGCACUCAACCCCUUUUGGGCAAGAAAUACAAAUAUCUCCAUCCCUUUCCAAAAUCAUUUAGGCGUAAUUCACGAAUAAUUUGAAAUGAGAUUAUCAACAUACUGUAUAUAUGUUUAGUAAGACAUUAGCGAAAUUGUAUGCAGUAGUAGCCCGGCCUGUUUGGAGAUAGAACUCAAUCAUUGAAAAUUAUUAUAAAAACAUUUUGCAACAAAAUUCUGCAUUGCAAUUAUUUUUCUUCCACUCACUGUCGUUUUCGGUUUACGUGUUUAGCUACUAGCUCUCCUACAAAUCCGAGCCACCAAGAGGAACAAAAGUCUUGAGAGUGGCAUUCUUGGUAAAUAAGUGUUGGUGUGUCAAGCUAAUUUCGUAGCACCAAUCUUUGUCAACGUGUUAGCUGUAAUUAUCAGGAUUAAAAGCCCAAACCAAAAACCGACAAAUCGGCAAAUUAUUCUAAUAGAUUAAACACCUCUAUUCUCUUCUCUUUCCUUUCUUCCCCUCUCUCUCUCUCUCUCUCUCUCUCUCUCUCUCUCUCUCUCUCUCUGCUUGCUUAGCUCCCACACAUGUUCAUCAAUAUAAGAGACCAAUAGCUGCUUGCUAGGGUUUGGCUCUUCUUCUCCCUCAGUAUCAUCGAUCGCCCGUACGUACGUAGGGUAGGUGCAGUAAUUGUUUGUUUCCUUUUUGCAUCAUCGAUCAAUGGAGGAAAGCCUUCCUCCAGGUUUCAGAUUCCAUCCAACUGAUGAUGAGCUCGUCUCCUUCUAUCUCACUCACAAGAUCGCGGACACGAGCUUCACUUGCAAAGCCAUGGUUGAUGUUGAUCUCAACAAGAACGAACCUUGGGAUCUUCCUGGGAAAGCGUCGAUGGGAGAGAAGGAGUGGUACUUCUUCAGCUUAAGAGAUCGGAAGUACCCGACCGGGCUGCGAACCAACCGAGCAACGGAGGCUGGGUACUGGAAGACGACGGGGAAGGACAAGGAGAUCUUCUCUGCAACUGCAACCUCCGGGAUGAAGAAAACCCUCGUUUUCUACAAAGGCAGAGCUCCAAGAGGGGACAAGACCAACUGGGUUAUGCAUGAAUAUCGCCUCCAUAACAGACAUAGAUACAAAUCCGCCAAGGAAGAAUGGGUGGUUUGUAGGGUUUUCGAGAAGAGCUCAUCAUCAUCAGCCAAAAAACCACAACAGGCAUCAUCAUCCCAACAUGACUCCUUGGGCUCUCCCUGCCACGACACAAACAUCGAGUUCGGAGACAUUAUGGAUUUCUCCCAUCUAAACGGAAACGCCGCCUUCUCCUCAUCUAGCGGCGGCUACAACGACAUCAAUAUUCACCACAACAACAACCACAGCAAUAAUAAUAAUAAUGCUCUCCUACACAUGAGCGCCAUGAAUCAAGCUCCCUCGUUGCUCAGUUCACUCCUCCCCUGGCCCGCUAACUCUGCUUCCAACUUGCUCGGCGGCGCCUCCAACCUCGCCAUGAAUUCAUUGCUUCUCAAGGCAUUUCAGCUCACGAGUUACCAACAAAGAGAAGCCGCCGCCGCUGCCGAUUAUUCAAUGCUGAGCCAUCACCAUCACCAUCAACAACAGCAACAGCACCUUUGCGUUGGAGUUGGAGUUGAUCAGCAUGAUCAAUAUUUCCAAGGAUCUCCAUCUGCUUCUUCUAGGGUUUUAGAAACGGCCCCACAACAGCAGCAAGUUAUGCCACCACAGCCGGACGAGGAGCAACCAUUCAAUAAUAUGGACUCCGCCAUUAACUGGUGAUCAUCAGCAACUUGUUAAGUACAGAAGAGUACAGAAUCUAUAGCUGUAAAGUUUAUCCAAAGGACACAAUUACUAACCCACAAUGUACUUUAUGUGAUCAUGGUCUCUAGUCUAAACAAGGAAAAUGUAAUUUCAUAAUUAUAUCAGGGAUUACAUAUGGAUCUGGAUACGAUGUGUAGUUGAGUUUUAUUCAUGAUGUUGAAACAACUGUGAAAACACAUGUAUUUCUUUGUUUCUACCUUGUCACAAUAAUAUUGUUAUAUGUAA